UUUCAGAAACUUAUGGUUUUAGACAGGUCUCCUGCGCAACAUGUGGCAAACCUCUUCCUCUGCCUCCGUUCCGGUUAUAAACUACCAUUUCCUGACCUCACAAGGAUGUUGGUGAUAAAUACACGGAGGUGUCCGCACACAAUGGUGAGGGAGGCGGGACACGCGGCAAGUAAUCAAGUUUUAACUCCGGCUGCUAAGAAGCAUUUAACCUUUUCAGCCUUGAGGCCUCCUUGCGAACCCGCACCUUGACGCAAGAGGCCGGCGGACGCCCCACAUCCUGUACCGCAGCCCUCCGCCCACGGCCACAAACCCGGAGGCCCAGGCCCUGCGCUCCUGCCAGCCGCCUUCGCCGCUGUACGCCCUUUUUUCCUCGCCCCCUCGGCAAAACGCCGGAAGAGCCCGCCACCUCCCUGAAGAGAAGCCGCCUCCCUAAAGAAGAACCACCGCCCACCUCACAGACGGGCCGCCGCCAUUACCUCCCCUCACACCACACUCCGCCCGCGCCUGCGCCCCGCGCCCCCCCCGCCCGGCGAGCGCCCCCCAGCGGGCGGAGGGGGAGGCAGGACGGACGCCACCGCGCUUCCGGUCGGUCUCCAUUUUACGCAAAGGGCGAGCGGGCCGGAGGUCUGAGGCGGUGCCGCGGGCGGAGGGGCCCAGCCCGGGCGGGCGAGUUCCGGACCUCGGCCGGUGCCGCCGCCGGCGUGAGGGCCAGCACGGGCAUGGGCUCCCCCAGCUUCCCCAGGAAGUUCGCCCCCGGCCGCUGAACCCUCCCGCAGCGACCAGAGCUUGGAGCCGCUUCGUCUACCCCGAGGAGAAGCAGGGAGGGGGAGGAGGAGGGGGCGGGCAGGGCCAGCCGCCCACCCCCCCCACCCCCGGGCCAGCAGCAUGGACCAAAGCGUCGUGGAUCACCCGGUGACCCUCAUCAUCAAGGCCCCCAACCAGAAAUACACCGACCAGACCAUUAACUGCUUUCUGGACUGGACUGUGGGCAAGCUAAAAUCCCACCUCUCUAAUGUCUACCCCAGUAAGCCGUCUACAAAGGAUCAGAGACUGGUGUAUUCUGGCAGACUGCUUCCUGAUCAUCUGCAGCUGAAAGAUGUUCUCAGAAAACAAGAUGAAUAUCAUAUGGUUCAUCUGGUAUGUACUUCCCGGACACCCCCAAGUUCUCCAAAACCCAGCACCAGUAGAGAAGGUCACGGAGCUUCAACCUCCAGCAGUAGCUCAAAUUUGGACCAUUCUGGAUCAACUGCUGCCUCACCCACAAACCAAGAAGCUUCAUCUACAUCGUUGAACACUAGUACAGAUGGAGUGAGGCAUCGUAAUGUUCCACAAGCACAAAGCAAUCCCAUACCAAGCCACCAGUUCCCUUAUUUAAUGCAAGGAUGUCCUGGUUUACUACAGUUCACUACAUCAAAAUCUUUGGGGAAAGAGUUGGAAAUCUUGCCAAAACAUGCUAUAUGCUCUAGGAGCAAUAUAGGCAACCAGUUUCCAGGCCAAGGUGUUUCGGCUGGAUUUCCUAUGUAUCCUGCAUUCAGUCCCUUACAGAUGAUCUGGUGGCAACAAAUGUAUGCACGUCAGUACUACAUGCAAUACCAAGCUGCUGUUUCAGCCCAGGUGACUUCCAGCACUGAGCCAGUGAGAUCUGCAGUUGCCCAGGCUGUAAAUUCAGAACAUGCUCCUGCAAAUGAGCCCGCAGCAGCGCCAAAUGUAGCCGUCCAGGAAAACAGGCCUGUAAACCCCAAUGUUCAGAUGAAUGCACAGGGUGGUCCGGUAGUGAACGAGGAGGACUUCAACCGGGACUGGCUGGACUGGAUGUACACGUUCUCUAGAGCAGCAAUUCUUCUGAGCAUUGUAUACUUCUAUUCUUCCUUCAGUCGAUUUGUCAUGGUAAUGGGAGCCAUGCUGCUGGUUUAUUUACACCAAGCAGGAUGGUUCCCCUUUAGGCAAGAGGGAGGCCAACAGCAGGCAGCCAAUAAUGUGGAAGUGAACCGUGAUGGGCAACAUGCAAAUAAUCCUGAUCUUGAAGAGAUGGAACGACUUAUGGAUGAUGGGAUUGAUGAAGACAGUGGAGAAGAUGCAGGUGAAGAUGCCAAUACAGAGCAGCAGCCUGGAUUCAUGGCUUCUGCUUGGUCCUUUAUCACAACCUUCUUCACAUCACUCAUCCCUGAAGGGCCUCCACAGGUUGGCAAUUAAAGUGGAAAAGGAACUGUGUCUGGCAGCCUCAGUAGCCAUAUGUAGAAGUGGAGCAGAUUCUAGAGAGUGUUUUAAAUACAGUGCAAUUUCUGAAAAUUUAUAAUGUUAUCUUUUUGAUCAUGGUGUACAAAAAUGUGUAUUUUUUUCUUUUGGCUUUCUCAUGCAUUGAAUAUUUUAAGCACAAGUGGACUACUAAAUGCUUUCUUUAAAAUUCUUCUUUUUCUGAAGAAUAAAAUGUAAAGAUACUGGUCUUCCAUGUUUUAUUUUAAUUUCAAAUGUGUAUUAUACUGAGGCAAAAAGCUUGUACUUAAUCUGCACCAUUACCUCUUUAAAGAGCUGUUAAAAAAUAUGAAUGUUGACAGACCUCUCCAGAUGCUAUCUAUUCAUCUGAAUAAUGUAUCUUGUAUUAGUUUUAUGCAGGGUAUGAAUUAUCACUUGGACUUUGGGGUUUAUAUCAUUCCUGAAAGAAUGCUGUAAACACAGGGAUUACUUGUUAAUGGCAUGUUGUCUUCAUGCCACAGAAUACUAGGCCUCUUCUCAUACAUCUAGAAAGCUAAAAGCUUUUUCUUAAGGCUAUGCUGAAGUUCAUUAAAGUUGGAGAUGUUUGACAGCUCUUCAAAGACAAUUGACAGUGAUGGGAUAAACCUUAAAUGUUUGAUACAUACAGUACUUUUUAAGAAAAAUACAACUGUACUGGGGAAAAAGAUGUACAUUAGGUUUUUUUAAAUAAAAACUGUUAAUGGUAACUCUUUUGGAUGUUUAUAUGCAUAUUUGAAUGCAAACAACUAAAUAGUGCAACAUUAAGAAUGAGGAUAUGAUUGAUUUGAGUGGAAUAAAGUUAUCAUGGUGGCAUUACUGA
Messenger RNA from Chroicocephalus ridibundus (black-headed gull), 3052 nucleotides. RefSeq names its product HERPUD family member 2 (gene HERPUD2). Lineage: Eukaryota; Metazoa; Chordata; Aves; Charadriiformes; Laridae. Gene Ontology annotation, biological process: endoplasmic reticulum unfolded protein response. Gene Ontology annotation, molecular function: protein binding. The record is from RefSeq and is a predicted model, not a curated record. Bases 886 to 2193 code for a protein of 435 amino acids. The transcript has 10 exons.